UUCCCGGGCACUUCCUGAGCGGCUGGCAGCGCUCCCCGGGCCCCCGGCUGGCUCGCUGGCUCGCACGGCCCCGCUCUGCGUCGGCCGCGCCGCGGUGGAGGCGCGCGAGGGGGACGCGGCCGGGGAUGAGCGGACUGCGGGUAAACACGCUGCGGAGCGGCCCCACGGAGCUGUAAGGAGCUGCUUUUCCCUGAGUCGCCGCCCUGCCCUUGGAUUUGACAUCAUGUCCAUUCACAUCGUGGCGCUGGGGAACGAGGGGGACGCGUUCCACCAGGACAAUCGGCCGUCGGGGCUCAUCCGCACUUACCUGGGGAGAAGCCCUCUGGUCUCGGGGGAUGAAAGCAGCUUGUUGCUGAACGCGACCGGCACAGUCGCGCGUCCCGUGUUCACCGAGUACCAGGCCAGUGCGUUUGGGAACGUCAAGCUGGUGGUCCACGACUGUCCCGUCUGGGACAUUUUUGACAGUGAUUGGUAUACGUCUCGAAAUCUAAUUGGGAGUGCUGACAUCAUUGUGAUCAAAUACAACGUAAACGACAAGUUUUCAUUCCAUGAAGUAAAGGAUAAUUAUAUUCCAGUGAUAAAAAGAGCAUUAAAUUCAGUUCCAGUAAUCAUUGCUGCUGUUGGUACCAGACAAAAUGAAGAAUUACCUUGUACGUGCCCGCUGUGUACCUCAGACAGAGGUAGCUGUGUUAGUACGACUGAAGGGAUCCAACUGGCUAAAGAACUAGGAGCUACCUAUCUUGAACUGCACAGCCUCGAUGACUUCUAUAUAGGAAAAUAUUUUGGAGGAGUGUUGGAGUAUUUUAUGAUUCAAGCCUUAAAUCAGAAGACAAGUGAAAAAAUGAAGAAAAGAAAAAUGAGCAACUCGUUUCAUGGAAUAAGACCACCUCAGCUUGAACAACCAGAAAAAAUGCCUGUCUUAAAGGCCGAAGCAUCACAUUAUAACGCUGACUUAAAUAACUUGCUCUUCUGCUGCCAGUGUGUGGACGUGGUAUUUUACAACCCAGAUCUAAAGGAAGUGGUAGAGGCCCACAAGAUCGUUCUCUGUGCUGUAAGCCAUGUUUUCAUGCUGCUUUUCAAUGUGAAGAGUCCCAAUGACAUUCAGGAUUCCAGUAUCAUCCGAACUACCCAGGAUCUCUUUGCUAUAAACAGAGAUACUGCGUUUCCAGGUGCUAGCCAGGAAUCUUCAGGCAACCCACCAUUACGAGUCAUUGUUAAAGACGUCCUCUUCUGUUCUUGUUUAUCAGACAUUCUGCGCUUCAUUUAUUCAGGUGCUUUUCAGUGGGAAGAAUUGGAAGAAGAUAUCAGGAAGAAGUUGAAAGAUUCUGGGGAUGUUUCAAAUGUAAUUGAGAAAGUUAAAUGCAUUUUAAAAACACCGGGAAAGAUUAAUUGCCUAAGAAACUGCAAAACCUAUCAAGCCAGAAAACCUCUGUGGUUUUAUAACACUUCCCUCAAGUUUUUCCUUAAUAAACCCAUGCUUGCUGAUGUCGUCUUUGAAAUACAAGGUACGACAGUGCCAGCCCACAGGGCCAUCCUGGUGGCCCGCUGUGAAGUGAUGGCAGCCAUGUUUAAUGGAAAUUACAUGGAAGCAAAGAGUGUCCUGAUUCCAGUUUAUGGUGUUUCCAAAGAGACUUUCUUGUCAUUUUUAGAAUACCUGUACACAGACUCUUGCUGUCCAGCUGGCAUUUUUCAGGCCAUGUGUCUGCUGAUCUGUGCUGAGAUGUACCAGGUAUCCAGACUGCAGCACAUCUGUGAGCUGUUCAUCAUCACACAACUACAGAGCAUGCCAAGCAGGGAGCUGGCCUCCAUGAACCUCGAUAUAGUUGACUUGCUCAAAAAGGCAAAGUUUCACCACUCUGAUUGCCUUUCAACCUGGCUACUUCAUUUCAUUGCCACUAACUACCUCAUCUUCAGUCAAAAGCCUGAAUUUCAGGAUCUUUCAGUGGAAGAACGCAGUUUUGUUGAAAAGCACAGAUGGCCAUCGAAUAUGUACUUGAAGCAGCUUGCAGAAUACAGGAAGUAUAUUCACUCCCGGAAAUGUCGUUGCUUAGUAAUGUAACCUGGAGCUUUUAUAUACAUACACUUUUAUAUACAUACACUUUUUUUAUUAUUAUUAUUAAAAAUAGGAUACCUCUGGGUUCCAUAAAAUUCUUAUGACUGAAACUAAUGUGGGCUUUAAAAAAAAUCACCAUACAGCUUAAUGUAUUUAUUAGGUCUCCUUGAAAAAAUUACUAUUAUUGUCCUAAAAGGGAACAAAAUAUACUGUAGACUAAAAUUAAGACUUCACCCUAGAAUAUAAAGCUGUUGCACAGCUAUGUUUUCCCUUUAACAUGUCCUGUUGCCUUAAUGAUAUUAAAACUCCUCCCAGUUAGGGAAUGUUUUAAGUUUUUUAAAAAUCUUAUAGGAUUAAUACAGAAAUUUCAUCAUCUGAUUAAUUGCUGUAUUAAAAUAAAGGACAUUUAAAAGCCCAGUAUAACUGUUUCUAAAAUGAGAAAUCUAGGAGAAGACUAAUCAGUCCAAUGUGAGAUUUUAGAAAUAGAAAUUUGCCUGGGAUUUUGAAAAGUGAAAUGCCGCUUAAUUCCAAAUCAGUGACAGCGUUUGAAUCAUCACGAAGAAAACCUGUUUUUCAUCUGGACAACCCAGCUGAACUAACUUGUCUCCUCCCUGGGAUUCUGAUUAGUCUGGAAAGCUAAACACGGCCCACUUUCCCAGUGUGUCACCUGUGUAGUUACACAGGGCCCCACACUAAGAAAGGCCCUGCUGCACUAGGGUCAGUGCUCUUGAAGCUUUUAAUAAUGUUUGAAGAAGGGCUCUGUGUUUUUCAGUUUGCACUGGGUCCCCCAAAAUAUGUAUAUUUCUUGGCAGGAAAUAAACUAUGUUUUCUUGCUCAAACGUCAUUCUCUCUGAAAGCAGCAAAGAGGCGAUGGUACCAAGGAAAGAGUAGGAGGCUUGCUGAAGGGAAGAGAGCAUAAAAGGAUUUCUGACUUUGGGGACGUCUGUACCAUCCAGGACCUCCACUACCACUUUAGCUGGGCAAGUGAGAAGUGAGUUGUGUUGUCUUAGAACAUCACAGUUCUGGCUCUAUUGCAGAUGAACCAAUACUUUCUUGAUCAUUCUGUAAGACCAGAUGUUGUAAGAGUGACCAACCAGGCUGACUUUAAUACACUUUAACUUGUAAAGAUGCUCAUAGAAAAAGAUGCUUUUUAGAGAAUUUGUUAUCGAAGACUCAAGACUUGGUUUUUGUUUGUUUGUUUGUUUGUUUUAUUAACUAAGAUUAGAAUGUCACUGACUUGAACUGUUUAAAUUUUUUCCAAGGACUGAAAGGUUAUUUGAUGAGGAAUAGUGUGAAUCUUAUCCUUCAAGAUUACUCAGUAAAUUGAAAGAAAAGAUACAAAUCGAAGACUUGUUACAUGUAGAGAGAAUGGUACUGGGUUAGAGGACAGAAUUAUAGUUACUCUUGUAUCACAUGUAUACAGAAAUAAUUACAUCGGAAGCUCACAAGCCUAGAGAUGGAGAACAGAUUGCUAUUGAUAAUUAGCAUAAUUUCCAUCUGCAAUUCAGUAUUGGAAUAUACUUUCCUUUUAAUUUCCAGUGACUUUAGAGUACAUAUAGUUUUUCAAAGGUUUGAUUAAACAGUUUCAUACUAUAGUAUUAGGAUCCCUUACAGUUAGCCCUUGUAUGUAAACCAACACUGUCAGAGUAAAACAGUAAAAAUUCCCUGUAGAUAUAUUCCAAGAAACCUGAUUUUAACUGGACUGCGUUAAUGAAGAUUACUAGAAUGCAUUUUAUGUUUUUUGUAUUUUAAUCACAUUAGUUAUUCUACUAUUGGAAAAUCCCACUUGACAAGGAAUAGCAUUGUAAAGAAUAGAGACUGUAGUCUCUAUUUUAAGAACUUGGAAAGUUUAAGAACUUGGAAAAUGCAGUGACUGCCCUUUGUUCUUAUAAAUAAAAUUAUAUAAAUUACAGCAUUUAAUAUUCUAAGUCAGUAACUUUUAAUCUAGGAAAUUGAAAAAUGUAAGUUGCAAAGCAAAAUAUUUUCUUGAAAAUACUAUUUAACAUUUAAAUAGACUGUAGAUAGUUCUUUUAGGUUGUUUGACCUGAAUGGGAGUUGGGUUUGGAAGCUGGUACUCUGUUGGUGUGGAGCAUGGUGAAAAAUGUACAUUACAAAGCAUGGUGAAAAAUGUAAGUUACAAAGCAAAAUAUUUUCUUGAAAAUACUAUAUAAUGUUUAAAUAGGCUAUAGAUAGUUCUUUUAGGUUGUCUGACCUGAGUGGAAGCUGGGUUUGGGAGCUGGUGGUCUGUUGGUGUUGAGCACACAGUUUUUAUUAUGAAAGUUCUUUACCACCUGUGUGAGUGAUUCAAACACCCAGAUGUCACAGCUCUCCAGGGCUAGUCAGAACAGUAAUCAAAUUAGUUUUUAAACCCAUUUGGAUGUAGACUCUUCAAUAUCUUUCAAUUAACUGUAUUUAAAAUAACAAGAUAUUUAAAAAUAUUUACAAACUGGGAGAAAUGAGUGCUGAUUUUGAAGGGUUUUUUUUAAUUGAAAGAUUGUUUCUAGAUGAGUGUACGCUUUGUGCUGAAAUCUGCUUCAAUAUAUUUACCAAUCAUUUUAAUUA
Galeopterus variegatus (Sunda flying lemur) is the source of this 4615-nucleotide messenger RNA. It is a transcript of the gene RHOBTB3, whose product is annotated as Rho-related BTB domain containing 3. Gene Ontology annotation, biological process: proteasome-mediated ubiquitin-dependent protein catabolic process; regulation of proteolysis. NCBI's taxonomy places the organism in Eukaryota, Metazoa, Chordata, Mammalia, Dermoptera, Cynocephalidae. Gene Ontology annotation, molecular function: GTPase activity; ubiquitin protein ligase binding; GTP binding. The record is from RefSeq and is a predicted model, not a curated record. The coding region runs from base 224 to 2059 and encodes 611 amino acids. The transcript is spliced from 13 exons. Gene Ontology annotation, cellular component: cytoplasm.